Manacus vitellinus (golden-collared manakin) is the source of this 1923-nucleotide messenger RNA. It is a transcript of the gene AGTR1, whose product is annotated as angiotensin II receptor type 1. The coding region runs from base 211 to 1290 and encodes 359 amino acids. Lineage: Eukaryota; Metazoa; Chordata; Aves; Passeriformes; Pipridae. Gene Ontology annotation, cellular component: membrane. The transcript has 3 exons. The record is from RefSeq and is a predicted model, not a curated record. Gene Ontology annotation, biological process: regulation of vasoconstriction; G protein-coupled receptor signaling pathway; immune response. Gene Ontology annotation, molecular function: angiotensin type II receptor activity.
GGCUGAGCCCGCCCCUCUGCGGGCGCUGCGCGGAGCCAGGCACAGAAAACGGGUAAUAACUGAAGACGACCUCACAGCAGGAAAGUGAAAUCAGAUUGGCAAUGCAUCCGUGAGUGGCAUGAUUGAAGACAAGACAAAAAGCAGGCUGCAGCAAAAGGUGUGAGCUUCAUACUUUAUCCCUGAAACUAGGUUACAGUUGAAGAGAUCAAGAUGAUUCCAAAUUACCCCGCUGAAGAAAAUGUUAAAAGAAUCCACGUCGACUGUCCCGUUUCAGGGAGGCACAGUUACAUCUACAUUAUGGUUCCGACCGUUUACAGCAUCAUCUUCGUCAUAGGCAUAUUUGGGAACAGCCUGGUCGUUAUUGUCAUCUACUGCUACAUGAAAUUAAAAACAGUGGCCAGCAUCUUUCUCCUAAACCUGGCGCUGGCUGACUUGUGCUUUUUGAUAACUCUGCCCCUCUGGGCAGCCUACACGGCCAUGGAGUACCAGUGGCCUUUCGGCAACUGUUUGUGCAAGUUGGCGUCAGCCGGGAUAAGUUUCAACCUCUAUGCCAGCGUGUUCCUGCUCACCUGCCUCAGCAUCGACCGCUACCUGGCCAUCGUGCACCCGGUGAAGUCCCGAAUCCGCCGUACCAUGUUUGUCGCCAGGAUAACCUGCAUUGCCAUCUGGCUGCUCGCCGGCGUGGCCAGCCUGCCCGUCAUCAUCCACCGCAACAUCUUCUUUGCCGAGAACUUGAACAUGACGGUCUGUGGUUUUCGGUAUGACAACAAUAACACAACGCUCCGGGUCGGAUUGGGUUUGUCCAAAAAUUUGCUGGGCUUUUUAAUUCCUUUUCUGAUCAUAUUAACGAGCUACACCUUAAUUUGGAAGACCUUGAAGAAGGCGUAUCAAAUUCAAAAAAAUAAGACUAGAAAUGAUGAUAUUUUUAAGAUGAUUGUGGCAAUAGUGUUUUUCUUCUUCUUUUCCUGGGUUCCUCAUCAAGUGUUCACUUUUCUGGAUGUGUUAAUUCAGUUACAUGUAAUAACAGACUGCAAAAUCACCGAUAUUGUGGACACGGCUAUGCCCUUCACCAUUUGUAUUGCCUACUUUAACAACUGUCUGAAUCCCUUUUUUUAUGUUUUUUUUGGAAAAAACUUUAAAAAAUACUUCCUUCAGCUAAUUAAAUACAUUCCACCGAAUGUCAGCACACAUCCAAGCCUAACGACAAAAAUGAGCUCCCUCUCAUAUCGGCCACCAGAGAAUAUACGUUUGCACACUAAAAAAACUGCUGGGCCUUUCGACACCGAUUGAUGCGUUUUGCAGUACACUCAUUUUGAACAACCUUGAGUACGAAGCAGCAAGAAUGACAAGACUCAUUUGCAGUCCUGAACAUCACAGCUUACUGCUCAUUGCAGAGACAUUAGAUCAUCUCAGAGAAGUCAUACUGUAAAGAUUUAGCAGUGGCCUUCCAUCUUACACUGUGAAGAGGACUGUUUGGUUUUCAUUUUGUUUUUCUUUACUGAAAGCAACAUAAAAUGGUGGACAGGCAUGUCAGAGUUCCUGCCAGCGUCCUGCUGUUUACUCAGAACUACAAAAGAAGGGUACAGAAAACUCCUAUCUUAAGUUCAGAGGUGUUUUAAAAGGAAAAGCUCGUAUAAAUUAUAUGAAAUACAAAGAAGCUGUUUUGCAUAUAUGUGAGCAAUUUUGUUCAGGGAGUUAGUAGAGCUAUGUUGCUUCUUGGUUUUUUUUAAUGACAUAAAUGUCCUAUCAUCAUAUUUAUAAUAUAUUUUCAAAUAUAUUCUAUAUAUAGAGGCCCAAUUUUAAACUCAAAUGGAAAUUGAAGGUCUUUGAAAUUGUUCUCAUUCUGAUUUAUGCUACUAUUUUUCUUUUUUUUUAAUGGUAAUUUUUUCAUAAAAAUAUAUGCAAUAAAAUGCAGAUUUAUUU